Acanthochromis polyacanthus (spiny chromis) is the source of this 3205-nucleotide messenger RNA. RefSeq names its product cornifelin homolog B-like. Bases 2447 to 2842 code for a protein of 131 amino acids. The record is from RefSeq and is a predicted model, not a curated record. Lineage: Eukaryota; Metazoa; Chordata; Actinopteri; Pomacentridae. The transcript has 4 exons.
AGUUAACAUCUUCCAAAAAAAAUCCUAAAAAUAGAGUGAUUACAAAUAUAUAAAUAAAACUUCUAUUUUUAAGAACAUUCACAAAAAAUUAACCCUUCUCUUGUCCUCAUUUACCGACACCAAAAAAUAUUGUUUCCUUGUCUGAAAAAGAUCCAAAAAUUAUGCAAAAAAAUUACCAAAAUUUCUAAAAAUUUUGCAAAACCUUCAGGAAGAAAAUUCCAAUGAUUCCUUAAAAAUUUUCAAAAAAUAAUCCUCCAAAUUUGGCACGAAAAUUCUUGUAAAUAUUUUCAAAAAUUGAGCAAAAAUCUUCAAAAAAAUCAGAAAUAUCUAGAGUGAUUACAUAUAUAUCAGUAAAACUUCUGUUUUCUUUAAGAACAUUCACAAAAAAAUCAACCAAAAUCCAGUGAAAUUCGCAAAACAUUUUUAACAUUUCUUUUUUCCACCAAAAAAUGUUCAAAGACUUCGUAGAAAUGUUGAAAAUGUGGACAUCAGAAGUUUCACUGUUUUGUUUUCAUUCCACAUCCCCAAGGCUCUCAGGAAAAGUAAUGUUUAUAUACUGAGGAGAUGAUCCUGGUGAAAUGAAGUUAAUUAACCCUCCUGUUGUCCUCAUUUACAGGCCCCAAAAAUAUUGUUUCCUUGUCUGAAAAAAAUCCAAAAAUUCAGCAAAAAAAUUCCCCAAAUUUCUGAAAAUUUGCAACAACUUCAGGAAGAAAAUUCCAAUAAUUCCUUAAAAAAAUUCCCUUAAAAAUUGUAUUUAAAAAAUCCCCCAAAAUAUGGCAAGAAAAUUCUUGUAAAUAUUUUCCAAAAAUGAAUUAAAAUCUUCCAAAAAAAUCCUAAAAUAACUAAGGUGAUUACAUAAAUAUCAGUAAAACUUCUAAUAUUUUUCGCUGGAUUUUGGUUGAUUUUUAUGUGAACAUUCCGAAGAAACAUUUUUAGCAUUUUUUUUCCACCAAAAAAUGUUCAAAGAUUUUCCCAAAAGGUUGAAAAUGUGGACAUCAGAAGUUUCUCAGUGAAAAUAUUUUUUUCCCACAUUUUCAAACUAAAAUGGGUCAAUUUUGACCCGCAGGACGACAUGAGGUUAACCAUCACAACUCGGUUCUUAACUGCAAAAACUCAGUCUCCUCCUUUAACAGUCCUCUGGCUUCAGAAAUGUCAAUAUGAAGCUGUUAGACUAAACCCAUCCAAGCAUGACCCCAGUCAGCCAUUACUUGUAUUUUCCAGCAGUGAUUAUAUAGGCUAGACAAUAGCUCCACUUUCUUAUUGUCUUUAGUAAUAACUAAUAGAAAUUUAAACUAGAGUUGCAGAAUUGUUUUAGCUAUAACAGCUUUUAAUAAUACAUUGUCUGUGUCUGUAUCAGUAAGUCGUAAUUACUCACAUUUUCCCGUGACAGCUCCUUUCUUUAAAAUGUACAUUUCAGGAUUCCAUCAGUUUAUAAAGCCUGUUUAAAAUCGUACAGAUAGUAUGCUGCUGCCACCUGCUGCUGUGAGCAGGAAAGUUUUCUGAACCGAAGUGUGAACAUUACAUCAACCUGUGAUGAAAGAUGCCACCUCUAUACACUCACUGGCCACUUUAUUAGGUACACUGGCUUGUAAAAGGUUGGACUCCCUUUUGCCUUUAGAACUGACAGACCUCUCCCAUUUUUUCAUCCAUUUAGCUGUUUGUUUGAUGUGUAACGAUCACCACAGCCUCACAGGGUCGCCAGUGUGACAUCUCUGAAAUUUCUCUACAGUCCACAUGUGCAGGUUACACUGGCUUUGGGUUUUCCCAGCUGUAGGCUAUGUAUGUGUAAUUUAUUUGUCAUUUUAUUCAAAUAUGUAUGCAAAACACCUAGCUGUUGUACUACCUUCACCUACACCUACUUAGAAAUAGAUGAUCACCAGCUGGCUAUGUGAUAUAUUAGAUGAAAGAUCAAAUCUUCCAAUGUAACAGUCAAAGGAAAACCACACACACAUUUUAAUUUCAGAUAAACCCUUUUUUGCUGUCUGAAACCCACUUUCAUAUUUGUCUGAUCAAAUCUGGACAAGUGUCCAUGUGACGCUAAGGAUUCUUUAAAAUGCAGUUUCUGUCUAAAGCCAACUUCCACAUUUUUUUGAAAAACAAAAACCUAAAAAAAAGGGAAAUGUGCCUACUUUCUUUUCUCACGUUGACCACAUUAUACCAGGACUAGAUUUAAAUCAAAAAUAUAUACAAAUAUACACACUGUAAGUUAUGAUGAGUUAAUUUGGUUUUCAAUGUUUGUUGUACUCCCGGAAACUGUAAUUUACAUUUUUCCAGUCAUAUUGGUGUGAGCGUUUUGUUUGUGCAGAGGGGCUGGGCUUGGCUUUCCUCGUAAAUAGAAAGUUUGCAGAGCCAAGCCCUCUUUUAUUUUUUCUUCUGAUUGCUUUGUGGUGUUGAACACUGAGCAGACCACACUUUCAUCAGGUGCUCACUGAACCAGAGAAAAGACAUGGCCUUCACACAGCAGCCAGGACAGGUGGUGAUGGUUACCACCAGUUCUCAAGGCCCUUCAACUUGGACCAGCGACCUGUGCGAUUGCUGCACUGACAUGGGCACCUGUUGCUUUGGUUAUUGGUGCUUCCCCUGCAUGCAGUGUCAGACAGCCAGUGAGUAUGGAUGGUGCUGCUGUAUGCCACUCCUGGACUUCUGCUGCGUGGUGUCCUGCAUGCUCCGCUCCGGCAUUAGAGAGCGCUACAACAUCCCUGGCUCAUUCUGUGAUGACUGCUGUAAACUGAUGUGGUGUUACGCAUGUGUCUGGUGCCAGAUGAAUCGUGAGCUGAAGGUCAGGAAGAACCAGGCCACGCCCGUCACCUCAGUGGUCACUACGCAGGUCGUCCGUACUUAGGACGCAGCUAUUUGGGCUGUGGGUUGAGGGUAUAUGUUGUCCAAAUAUCACCCUCUGUUAUUUUCUUACUGCUGUUUUGAUAAAAGAAUAGUUGUGUUUGCGCCGUUAUAAGUACUGGCACAAAAAUAAAGCAUUUACUUUGAGUAAUUUACAUGAAUAUCAUAAAGAUCAGUAUGAUAGUGUUCUGGAAUUUUAAAUACCCAUAUUAGCUGUUAAGUGAAAAAAGCUUGCUUAAACUUUCUAUUAAUACCAGAUGUUUUGAGUUUUGCUUAUAUAUUAACAUGUUGAAUGUUAGGAUUCAGGUGAGAUCACUGACUCUGGUUCACCCUGGUCAAUAAAAUAUUUUUGUUUCAUGCAACAAAA